Molecule: messenger RNA, 15664 nt
Organism: Lineus longissimus
Lineage: Eukaryota; Metazoa; Nemertea; Pilidiophora; Heteronemertea; Lineidae
Product: polycystin-1-like
Exons: 37
Coding region: 574-14016 (4480 amino acids)
Biological process (GO): calcium ion transport
Cellular component (GO): plasma membrane
Molecular function (GO): protein binding; monoatomic cation channel activity; calcium ion binding
Source: RefSeq, a predicted model, not a curated record
AAUAAAUACAUCGGAAUACCUUGAAGCGAAUCCAAACGACGAUACGAUAUACCAAUGAGGCGUGAUAAGCGAACGAUUCACAUUUUCAAUCAUCGCCGUAGUGUUCAUGAGUGUUCAAUUCCGUGUUAAGGACAUAUCGUUUUAGUUCCAGUUUUAUUGAGAGAGACGGAUCGAUUUCUCAGACUAGGAUUGUUUUUGAAUGUGCCUUCUUCCUGGGGACAUUGGCCUUACUGUCAAGUUGUAUAAACGUGUAAUAUGCUUUUGUGUGGUUAUAUCAUGAUUUGAUGUAGCGAUGGGUAAUUGCAACACUCGCCUUAUACAUUUUUGGUAAUCGUUAAAUUGGAUAUAGUAUGAUAUUCCCGCCUAAUUGAUGCUCUACUGUAUGAUGACAUCUUUAUACUUUCGGUUGAACAUCGCUACACAGUUCUUCCGGCGACACUGAAAACCAGAACGAACACUGUCCGUAUUUUUAGUCAAUUUUCUUUAAAUAUCGUAAGCGACGAAUGUGACUUGACUUUAUGAUCAUGAUCACAACCCCAGCGGUAUGUCCUGGGGUUAGUUAGAGUCUUUGGAAUGUACCAUACUCGCGAAGAGACACGACGAAAUGGCAUCCAGCUCUGGUCUUCGUGGAUUUGUUCGACAUGGAUAAUCUUCUGCGCCAUCCUUGUGACAUUGGACGUGUCGUGGGCUUGUACCCCUUGUCACAGUAGCUGCUCCUGCACGAGGAGGACAGACCAGACAUGCACUGUGGACUGCUCCUCUCGGGACCUAUCAAUCCCGCCCGCAAGCAACCAACUCCCGAAUUCAAGCACAAUUUCGGAGCUACUCCUCCAGCAGAACCGUAUAUCCACUUUGGCCUCGGAUGCAUUCGACGCCUUUACCAAUCUCGAAAAACUAGACCUCAGCAACAAUUCUCUCACUACACUUUCUGAUGGUAUUUUCAACUCUCUGACGACACCACCAAUGUACUUGGAUAUCUCCAAUAACAACUGGACGUGUGACUCUGACAUCCUUUGGCUUCACACAUGGAUCACAACCAAGAUCAUCCACUUCGAUAGCUUGGAAGAAACGAUUUGCAGCAAACCCACCAAACUUCAUGGUAGGAAAAUUAGUAGUCUGGCAGAAUGGGAGUUGUUUUCUGAUCUCGUCUCCUGUUAUCUCGAAAAAGAUACUGCGACAACAACAACAGUGCUCUUUGUGGACAAUGACGCACCCACGAACACAACAAAAAAGAUAUGCAACGACUUCUGCUUCCGAGAGAACAACUCAUACGGCAUUAUCUACAACAACAGCUGCGCUUGUGGCGUCAAUGCCAAGACAGUUCUACCAUCAUGCUCCUGUCCUGAUCUAUUAACUUCCACGGAGCCAAAUACUGGCACUGACUUCUGCAACAAGACAUAUUCAAAAGGCGCUUUUGAAGUCGCUGCAGAAAUUCGGUUUGGCACCAUACCCGUGAUUUCCACACCGUCUUCAUUUACUUUUACUGUAACGAGUUCCCUAACAGAUCGGUUAAGUUAUACCUGGGCUGUAGAGGGAACGUACCUGUCAUCCACACUCUACACGACCUCAAACCCUAGUUUCACUUAUAAUUUCCUGCAUACUGGUGCUCACAUCCUCCGCGUGAGCGUUGCUGCUGGUGCUAGAAAGGAAACUGCCUCCCUGCCGAUAUCGGUAGCUUCUCCUGAAAGGAGUUUCCUCCGAUGCCCGAAAUAUUGGAACAUUGACAACAGUAUUAACGCAACACUGGGAAGUUUCUCUGCCUCCACGUCCCGAGCUGUUUGGGAGCGACUGCACGAUGGAGCAAAGAUUAAUCACCCUUCCUGCCCGACUGGUUCACUUCAUCAAGAUGGCUACUGCAUCACCCUCAACACCUCGCGCCUGUCAUGGCAAGCUGCCGAGGACAGUUGCAUCGCAAAAGGAGGACACCUUGUCGCUUUGAAGUCUUCAGAUCUCCACUCGAGUCUUAAAGCAAAAGUACUCGAUACGGCGAGCGGCUCCGAGUAUUGGACAGGUCUCAACGACAGAAGCUACAAUGGGGUCUUCAUGUGGAGCGACGGCUGGUCCCUCGGUUCGUAUAAGAAUUGGGGGACUGAUCAACCAGAUGAGGGAAAUCCUCCUGAGGACUGUGUGGUGCUAAAGAAGAGUGACGGGGGUUGGCAAUGGCACGAUAGGAGCUGUGAUGCAACCUUACCAUUUAUGUGCCAAGUUAGAUUAGGAACAAAAACGAGAAGUGCAAGUGUUCGUAUCGUAGGUGCUGGUAAUUUUGGAUGGAACGAAAUGUUCACUGAAGUUACCGAAGUGGCAAAAUCUGCUGAUAGUAACAACAAGACUGUGAUAAUUUUCCCAGGCCUAUGGUUUACCAGAACUACGGAAAUUCGUGCUUGGGAGUUCAUGACGACGGUGCUUGAAGAGACGACUGUGAUUCGCCUCCAAGUCUAUUCUCCUUCAUGCGAUUCCCAAGACGAAAGAUUGGUGCCUCCUGGUUGCAAACAUAUUGCAUCACCCUACAGUAUCUGUGAUAGUGCCUCUCCCAACUGUCCUGCAAGACCAAAUUGCCUGAGCUACCAGCAAAUUUGCUUGCUUGACAACACCUGCAAGAACCUGACACAGCCUUGCAACUGCCAAGAAGCAAAGGGCUAUCAAGGAUGCUCCACCAACCCAAAGAGACACGUUGGAAGCGUGCCAACCUACCAACUAUGGCGUGAAUUCACUAUUGCUCUUGCCAAAGGAAAUUCGACCUUGAUAAGAUUGCCGAGUAGCAGUUUUAUAUACAGAAACUAUGUUAUUGGAAUAUCAUACAACUCGACUGCUAACCCUAUCAAAUGUGUUACGGAUAAAACGUCAUCUUUGAGACAGAACUACCUGUCAAACAAACAGUCAGAGUGGGUGAACCUGAAAGACAACCCUGAUGCAUUUAGUAAGGCAACGUGGACGGACGACCAAGUCUGUUCCCUGCGCGUUAUCGGAAACACCUACACAACCAGUGACUUUCCCAUUGAGAUCGCAGCAAAGGAUACAUUUGCUGGAGCGCCUGGGGUAUACACAUUUAAGGCGUCGGUUGGUAAUGCACUUGGGUCCACUCCCGAUGCGUGCAACACAACUGUUAUGGAACCCGUUGACGGCAUCGAACUUCUUUCGCCAGUUCGAGUGGCCGCGGGCACGGACACAUCAAAGCUUGCACCACAGAUUCUUCAGUUGGGCAUACCACAGCAUUUCCUCAUCAAAAUCAGCCGUGGGACUCAUAUCUCUGCCUCACUGAAAGAUGCCGGAACGACGCCGAUGACCUUCUCGGCGACUUGUCCGGAUACCUUCGCGCCAGCUCUAUGCAUGAAGAGUAGCACAGAUAUCGAGAAGCCAUUCUCUGCUGUUGAGCGCACCUACAACAAUCUUUUGACGGCGCCAACUUCAAUUAGGUUUACAGUUCAAAACCAAGUCAGUUCAAAGCAAUUAGUGUUAAAUGUGAAGCUGUGUGAGAUGAUAAGUGAAUUAGCUAUCAUAAACAAUAAUAGUGUUGUACAAACAAACAAACAAGCAACAUUCUAUGGCAGAAUUAGCAAAGGGUCUUGUGUGUCCUAUCUAUGGGAACUGGAUGGGGUUGUCAUACAAGGAUCAAGUAGCUCAAAUCAGCUGAAUAAAAUAUUUGGGAAUGCUGGAAACUUCACACUCAAGCUAACAGCUUCAAAUGAUAUUAAUACGGCAACAAAAACAUUGACCUUCAGUGUUGUGACGUACGCUGAUCCAAAAGAUGCUAAGUUUGUCUCGCCUCCAACGGAAGGAUUUGUUGGAAAACCUGUGACAUUCAAAGUUUCUGUUGGGGUCAAUAUCAACAAACACUUUUCAAUUCUGAUGGAUUAUGGUGCUACGACGGUUUUAAAUACUUUUCAAGCUAGUCAGUCUCCUUACGAAACCACUCAUCAGCACACUUUUGACACAGCGGGAUCAUACACUGUGAAAGCGAAUGCAUCCGAUGCAGGAAGCUGGGUGGUUGUAGAACUAACCUUACUUGUGCGCUACCCUGAUCUAACUGUGAAAAUCACUACGGAAAAUCCGAACGUAGCGACUGGGAAGCCUAUUGCGUUUGUUGCAGAUGCAGAAGUUGAGACUUUAGGUUAUAACCUAGAGUAUACAUGGCACGUCGGUACAGGAAUAGUAUCUGUGAAGUCUACAUCUAAAGAGUACUCCCAAACAUUCAAUACUACUGGGACCUACAAUGUGUCUGUAACGGUUUCAACUGGAUUUAAUGACGCAUCGGAUUCCCUUUCUAUCGUAGUCAUUGGAACUAUUACAGGCCUUUCACUCCAGGUACCUCAUAGCAUAUUCGAGAAAACGGCAGCAAAGUUUACUGCUUCUGUUGCUACGGGGACGGAUAUAAGAUAUUAUUUCAACACUAGCGUUGAUGCACUUCCUGUGUCGACUUCGCCCGAACUAAAGUACACGUAUCCAAAUCAGGGGACGUACACCAUGAUUGUUACAGCAAACAAUAGCGUCAGUCACAAGGUUUUUUCGAAGUCCGUUACCGUAUUUAAUAUAACAUAUCUGGAAUUGACGGAGGUGACAGGUCCCGCAACUUGUAGCCGAGUCAAUUUCGAUCUUAGCUUUAUUGCCAAUUUUGUACAUGUGUCACCUAAAGAUCUUGAGUUUACGUGGGAAUUCGGCGACGGGAGACGAAAUGUCACUAAAAAAGGUGAUCCCAACGUUAAGCAUGCAUACAGAUCAGCCUCGAACUUUACCCUUAAGGUGACUAUCAAGAGCGCACAGAAGUCAGUGCAAGGCACGAAGAUAGUUUGUGUUCAGGAGCGAAUCACCAAAGUAACUCUAGCGCCGAAUGUCACUGUAGUUGGUGUUGGUAGUGACCAGCCAGGAACCAUAGCAGUUGGAGUCGUCGUAAAGCCAGCUUCAAACACUCAAACGUUUACAUGGAUCUUCAAAGGUGUUUCAGAGACAGGGUCGCCGGUUAAAGAAAAAGUUUUCAGCUUGACUACUGCUGGAAAGUACACCCUGUCUUUAACGGUUGAAAAUAAUUUAAAUUCGCAAACCCAGACAUUGGUUUUGGAAGCACGAACAAUUAUCACGGGUUUCAAACUUCAGAAUGAUCUCGUUGACAAUAAGUAUGUGGAAACAUUCAAGAAUGUUGCAUUUAGUGUUACUGCUGUUAGCGGAUCAGAUAUUGUGUAUUCUUGGAUAUUUGGGGAUGGAAAUACCCUAGAUAAAGUUAAGGAGGCUUCUGUGACACAUGCAUAUAAAACACGUGGGGGUUACAAAGCAACUGUGAAAGCAUCUAAUCUAGUCAGCCAGGGAGAAGUAUCAUUGGAUAUAAGUGUACAGGACGCAGUGUCAGGGGCUAAGCUAGCUGUUGAUAUGUCGGCUGUGGACGUUAAUCAACAGGUCCGAUUCACGGCUUCAGCUACUGCUGGUACUGAUCUCUCGUACGAGUGGAAACUGUGCGCAACCUGCUCAACUGUUACCAGUCAAGCUUCAACCAUUGACCAUAAAUAUGCGAGCACAGGGAAGCACACAGCAAGCGUGGAAAUCUUGAACAAGGUUAGCCAAGAGACUGCAACCGUUGACAUCAUGGUUUUGCAAAGGAUUUCGGAACUGAAAAUUGUCAUGAAUGUUGGUACUCAUGUUGCGAAAGGCUCCACAGUUGAUAUGGAAGCAGUGUGCAGUCGCGGAUCCGAUCUGACAUAUGAAUGGAGUAUCCAGCAUACUGGCUCGAGGAACACUGUCGAGUACACAACUAAGACGGUUAAGUUCACAUACAAUGAAAUUGGCAACUAUAACGUCAAGGUUACCGUCACAAAUGCGCUCGGCAAAGAUGAUGCUACCACGUCUGUCAUUGUGCAGGAAAAGGUCACUGGUCUUGAAAUACAGACAACGAAGGCGUAUGCUGAGCGCGCCGAAUUGAUAACAUUCACUGCUCUAACAUCAUCAGGGUCGGACUUGACUUACGAAUGGGAUUUUGGCGAUAGCGAAAAGACGACAGUUGCUAAAAAUAAGAUUGACCACAAAUAUACUAGUCUUGGAACCUUUACGGUUGCUCUCACUGCCAAAAACUUAGUUAGUACUUUGACGAAGAUCGUGACUGUAGGAAUAGAAGAAAAAAUAAACAGUAUAAGGAUAACAGGCUGCUGUAACAUGGUGCUAGCUUCGGGUGCUCCGGUUACCAUGUCGGCAACAGCAGCUGCAGGAAGUAACCUCGUGUACACUUGGACCAUCACGGGUGACACUGGUAAACCAAUGACAUUCAAUGGUAAUACGUCUAGUCCAACUUUCCAAACAAAUGGAAGCUAUAAGAUAAAUCUUGAAGUGCAUAAUCACAUUAGUACAUUAGCUGUAGAUAAGACUGUCAGUGUUCAGACAAAAGUCGACAAAGUACAACUUGUACUGCAACAGGACAAAGACAAACUAUUUGUAGACCAAAUGGUAAAUCUAUACGUGACGACGGGCCAAGGCUCCGAUAUGAAAUACAAAUGGACUUUAAAUGGUGUUGAAGAUAGUCGUACAGACAGCUCACUGAAUCGGAAGUUCACUUACCAAGGUGUACACCGGAUCAAGGUCGAUGUGCAUAACGAUGUCAGUAGCGGCGCUGCGCAGAUAGAACUCACAAUAAACAAACUCCUUUGCAAUGUACCAAAAUUAUCACCCAUUCCGACAUCGAAAAUCAAAGUGUCAAGAUCACAAGAAUUUGAUUUGGAAGUGGAAGUGGAUACCAUGGGUUGUACCGUUUAUACUGUGAAAUUUCUUUGGACAGUCUAUGACUCGGAUUCGUGUAGCAAUCUCAAUAGCAAGCCAACUGUCAAGCUGCCCACAGGGGAUACUACAUCGGACAGCGCCUUGCACAUCUCGAGCGGAACUCUCAGUGUUGGUCUGUACUGCAUGUCGGUAAACGUGGGGUACUCUGACACACCCGUUGGCCUGACCGACACAUUCGAAGUCGAGGUGACAGCGAGUCCAUUGCGAGCUGUGAUAGAGGGAGGGUCAGAACGAUCGCAUGGAAAUACUGCAACCCUUUUGCUUGAAAGCGGAUCGUAUGACCCUGAUGUCUUGCCACCUCAAACCACUGAGUUAAAGUAUAAGUGGACCUGUAAAGCCGUUCAUCCUGCUCCAAGUCCGGCAGAUGCUUGCUUCAAACAACCAACAGAUGGUGCCAAAUUAAGCAUUCCGACUGGUUCUUUAGUCAACGGUGGCAAAUACGAGUUCACUCUAACUGUCUCUGAUGGAGGAUCACGCAUGAAAGUUACCACUCAGAAGGUGAUGGUAAACCUGAAACCAAUUCCGGAUGUGUACGUUUCAUGCCUAUCUUGUCGUCAAUCUGGAAGUUACGAUGUCCUGCCAAACCGUCCUCUUGCGAUAAAAGGCACAUGUAAAAAUUGCAAUGACAAAACAAUAACUUACUUCUGGACAAUCCUGAGAUCAGAUGGUCAGAGACCUGAAAUUACUGAUGCCAGCUCUGCCACAGGAAAUGGGAAAUCUUCUUUAGUCAUCAACCCCGGAGUUCUUUCAAAUGCUUUCAGCUAUACUGUCAAGUUAACAAUUGAAGACACUCGAGCAAAUCUGGAGGGGUCUGCUCUGGUACAACUUACAGCAGCCCCAAUUACAGAUGUAGGGAUUAAAUGCCAGAUAACGCCAGUCGUGACCGUGGUGCUACAAUAUCCAGUCAGUAUCACUUGUACGGGUGCUGAGGCAUCGGUCGAGCCGAAUAAGUAUCGGGUAAGCAUGAAAUGGACGGACGCAACCAAUACAAAGAGGGAAAUUGUGAUGUAUUAUGGUCUGAACCCCAAUACGAAAGUCUACUUGACACACGUGGGGAGCAAAGCCACGUCAAGUGUAACCGUUGAGGUUGCCAUGGAGAACAAGUACGGUCAUGUCAAGCUCAUUAAGUCAAGUUUGAUCUACGUGACGGAGCUGGUCAUACCAAGCGGUGUCACCAGAUCAGGGUAUCUCAGAGGGAAGGUCGAGACCGUAUUCACGGAGCUUAAACGCAAAGGCGAUACAGUGAAGUUGCUACAGUACUCAGUCGCUUUAGUGGUUGAACUGAACAGGGAUAUGGGUACGACUAAAAAGGAAAAGAAGGACAAGAUGUUUAUAAGGGAGUGCCUGCUGGAGGGGUUGUAUAUUGCCACUGUGACAUCUCUGGAGCGGAUAGGUGUAAUGGGUCCGAUCUUGGAAAGACUGACGAGCGUGCAAGAUGAAUUUGAAUCCAAACAAAACAAAGUCGGACACAUUCUCUCAAGCAUCUACGGUUACUUGGAGAAGCACCUGACGUAUGGCUCAGAGACCAGAGUUACUAAUCCAAACUCACUGGCCAAUGCGAUAAGCAAUCUCCUUGGCAUCCAUUUAAGCAAUGGCACUAAAGAGCAGCAGCUCAAGGAUAUAAUGAAAGACUCUCAAAAUAUUUUCCUUUCCUACGUUCUGGCGAAAGUCCCUGAGGAAAGUCCUGUCGAAUUCAACACAGAGGAGUUCACCUAUUCUGGUUCUAAGACUGUUGUCGGAUCAUUGUCGAGAUCAGUGCAAUUUAAAAGUGGUGCUAUUGGACUGCAACCUGGGAUGAUCCCUGGCGACAAAAGUAGAGAGGUGGCACAGGCGGCGAUGGCGAAUCAUAAGAAUCCGUUCAGAUGGGGUUAUAAAUCCGGCUACCCUGUCACAUCAGGUGUCCUUUAUUUCACCUUGUAUGGGUCUGACGGUACUGAGAUUCCAAUAAAGAAUCUUUCGAAAGAGAAAGCAGUGACACUAGAGUUUGUUAAGGAGGGGAACAAUGCUAAUGUAGCUCAAGGAAAGCAUGAAACGUAUUUGCCAACGAAGAACGUCAAAUACACUAAUUUGACACUUGUGCCUAAGGAUUCAAUAAACAUCCUGGUGAAUUCAAGUAAACUUGGCCUUACAACUUCUGGUGCUGCGCUCUCCAUACAGGUUCGGUUUACCAUGGCAAAUGGUGAGAGCUUCCCGACUGCGGGAAUCGAGGCUCAUUCCUUUCUUGGUCUAGGAACUAAACCGUCCCUCACUAAUUACACGAGAUACAUGACAAUCAAGUCAAGUAUGAUGGUGAAAACGGAGGAUUACAGGAACUAUACGUUCUUCGUGAACCAGAGUUCCUUUGAUCUUACAAAAGACUGCUAUAUCCUUGUCCAGAACAACAACACGGUGUCCAUCAACCUUAGCGUCGGAGUCUACAUCAGUAGCUGUCAGUUCUACACUGAACAGGAGACUUGGAGCAGUGAAGGCUGCGAGCCGCUGGAUACAAGUACGGCGACUGUCACGGUCUGCAGUUGUAACCAUCUCACAGCUUUUGGUGCAAGUGUUCUUGUCCCAUUGAAUGCAAUUGACUUUACUGACUUGAUUCGCUUGGACCUAGCAACUAACCCGGUAGCAAUCGCUCUAUGUUCAGCUAUCCUUUUCGUCUACAUUCUCGUGUUGAUUUGGGCCCGUCGGAGCGAUAUCCGAGAUGAGAAAAAAGCCGUGGUUGUACCUCUAUGUGGCAGGGAUGGACCGUACAGAUACGAGGUGUCUGUUUAUACCGGCAUGAUGCCGGGUGCAGGUACAACUGCCCAGGUUGGUCUCAAGCUUUACGGAGAAUACGACAAGAGCGAUGCCAAACAUCUUUGCCGGCCGAACGCCUUCCGUAGGAACGGCCAUGAUGUCCUUGUGGUGGCCUCGCCAAUGAACCUGGGAGAUAUCUGGCAGAUUAGGGUGUGGCACGACAACACUGGGCACCAUCCCACUUGGUUCCUCUCCCAUAUCAUCAUCCGGGACCUCCAAACGAAUAGCCAUUGGCACUUCCCGGUCAGUUCCUGGCUCACCAUCAAUGCUCCGUAUGGGGUCGUUGAAAAGAAGGUUAAGGCUGCAAGUUCGCACGAGCUUGCAGAUUUUUCCCUCAGGUUCAGGAAUGAAGCCGCAAGUGGAUUCUCCGAAAAACAUGUUUGGACUAGUGUCUUCGAACAUCGAGACCGGAGUCGCUUCACGCGGGUCCAGCGGGUGACCUGUUGCGUGACGCUGUUCUACACCUUCAUGUGCGUGAAUGCCAUGUGGUACGGCCUGGUCAAGGAUACAGAUGACCGCUGGAAGGAUAUCUGGGUGGAUGCCUUCUCUUGGGAGGAGCUGGUCGUUGGAAUACUCUCAAGCCUAAUGGUGUUUCCUAUCAACAUACUCAUUAUGCAAAUAUUCAGGAAAAGCCGAGUGAAGCUUGACGCCCUGAAGCGACAACCCAAGAAUGAGACAAUUGAGAUGGAUGAUCUGUGUCAUGCGCCAAGACAGGGGAGUCUCAUCUAUGACAACAAUGGAAAUCCCUGUCGGUUGAAGCGGACAGAAGCUUUGAUGAAAAUUAUCCAUGAAGGCUCCAGUUCGGACAGCAUGCGGACCAAGGACACUUCAGACAUCGGGACGUGGAGUUCAGGAUCCAGGAGCAGUUCUGCCAAGCACAGAGAAGAGUUUGCAAGAAAGCUCCAAUUGAAUGGCGAUGACCCGAAGUUAUGGUCGUACGAUAGCAUCCUUCAGUGGCCAGAGGCUCUGCCCUCAUGGAUGGAACACGGGAAUGAUAGUCCACCACUCAGGAAUGUCAGGCGCAAACAGUCCACCCAGGACACUGCUAAUGAUUCGCCCGAAAAGGACAGGCGCUCGCUGAGGAGAUCUUCAAUGGCAAGGGCAACCCGGAAGAUGAGCAUUGACACACUGCUGAGGUCCUGCGAAGAAGACCUGCAAGAGGAGGAGAAGGAAGUGAAGACUGGCAAGAGAGUCUCCGUGAUCGACGCGAAAUCAUCCAGUACAGAAAGUAGCAGGAAAUUCUCACUGCCGAUGCGUCGAUCUCGCCGGGUCAGCACGAACACUACCCUUACAGCUUGCGGCACAGAGACGAUCCCCUCGACUUUUGCGGAGGAUGAUGCAUGGAGUAGUCUACCAACGGAAAUGUCAGAAGUCAGCGAGUUUGGAUCAUCAUACGGCCUCGGCUCGAGAAGGACGACACUGAUAUCAAAUGGGGUGUCGGAUACAUUUGACAGGCGUUCGACCUUUUGCCGUAACUUCUCCGAGGGUGAAUUCAGCAUUGGUCGCGAGGAGACAUUUGACCUUGAUAGUGCCAGCAUGGCAAGGAGUGCAAGCAUUAUCGCCUCAUACGGCAGCCGGUCAUUUACGAGCUCGUCAUCUGGUCCAUCGAAGCUGAAUAGAACUACCAGCCAGAGCCUUAUACGUAUUCCCGAGGUAAACCACAAGAAGAAGCAAUGCCUGCUGCCCCACUGCUGUGUCUACCUGGCCUACUCAUUGUGUGCAGCUCUCUCAAUUCUCUCCAUCAUCAUGGUCGUAUUGUACGGACAUAAAUUUGGAAGAGAUUUGGCCUUAAAGUGGCUCCUUGCCUUAUUCAUAUCAUUCGUACAGUCUGCAUUUAUAACCGAGCCACUAAAGGUUGUGUUCAUUGCAAUAUUCCUAGCAACAGUCACAAAGCGAGCUGACCAAAGGGUUGAAGACAACGUUGAAGUCUCUCCCAUACUGGAGUCCAAUGAGAAAAUCAAGGAGGACAAAAUGAAGCCAAUCAAAGGUUUUGCCCUUCUUCAAGCUCUCAAGGAGGGGCGAAAGGUUCACAGGAUGCAGCUGAUCAUUCGCCAAUCCAUUGCCUACUUCCUGUUCAUCUGGCUCAUAUUUGUCAUCAACUACGCCAACAAUGAUGACAAGGCCUACUACCUGACCGAGAAUGUCAAUAAUACUCUGGCCAAGUCCUCACUUCCCAUGUCUGGACGAACCUUAAAGUCAUUGCAGAGCACAAACGAUAUAUGGUCCUGGUUGGAAGCCAUAGCUACUCCUUAUGUCCAUUCAGAGAACACCACUGAUAGCUACCUCUACCUGCUUGGAGUCAUGCGUCUGAGACAAAUCCGAGGCACCAAAGAUAACUGUACGGUUGAUCUUGAUCAUAUUUACAAUGCAAGAUUCCGAUCCGAUGGCUGUUACGGGAAAAGGCUAUUUGACGAGGACACUGCCACCUAUGAUGAGAUGUGGUCUCCGGCUCCUGAUGGAAAAUGGAAGCAUGAAACAACUGAUGACUGGCUGCAUGAGGGAAUAUACCAUUCAUAUAAAGGAGGUGGUUACACCAUGACACUCGGCUCCAGCCUGCCUGCCUCACUAAGGGUGAUUUCUGCCCUAAAACAAGCCAACUGGAUCAAUGACAGAACAAAGGCAGUAUUUGUGGACUUCACUAUCUACAAUGCCAACGUUAAACUCUAUUCGGUUGUGAAGGUUCUCUUUGAAAUUGGCGGGCAUGCUGGUAUGACGUCAUCAAUUGAGAUCCACACGACCCGAUUUUUCAACUUCAGUUUCGUCGUCUUCAACUACUACGAUAUAUUCAUGAUUCUGCUGAUACCAUUCUUCGGGUACCUAUUGGUUCACGUCGCCCUGACAAUCAGGGAAGAGAGAAAGAGCUACGCCAAGAACGUCUGGAACUGGAUCGAGCUUGCCCUGGCGCUGGUCAUGGGUGCUUCCCUUGCCAUGUAUAUGUACCUCUUGCACCAUUCAGCCGAUUUCCUCGCAAUGCAGAGGCAAAGAUCUGGGUUUUUCAACUUUGGACCUUUGGCGUAUCACCAUGCUGUUUUUAAGCGACUUAACGCUGUAAUGUUGUUCAUACUUCUUUGCAAGAUCACUCAUCAAUUCCGUUUCAUCAAAAUAUGGAGCAUCUAUGGUAAUGCGCUGGGCCGGAGUCUGGUGCGGCUACUCUGGGUCUUCUUCCUGUUCAUCAUUCUGUGGUUGGUGUACGGCAUGCUUGGAUAUCUGAUGCUCGGACCAGGCGUGUACGCCUUCCGCUCCUAUGGGGCUUCAAUUCUCUCCCUCAUCUUGAGUAUUCGUGGUAGCAUGGACUUCUUCAAACCCUUCGACUACAACCCAUGGUUCACUGGCUUCUUCUUCUUCACCUACAUCUUCUUGGUUUUUGGGUUCAUCUUUGCCUUGAUCAUAACCGUGCUCCAGAAGGCGUACCAUCUGUCAAAGUCCCGGACCAAGUACCCGUGUAAUCUGGACACCAAGGACUACGAAAUGAUCGAUUUCAUGCUAGAGAGGUUCAAAGUGUGGGCUGGUAUCAAGAAGACGCAGAAGGUCAGCCGGUCCUUCCGCAAAGUUAAGUUCAAGGGCAUGCCGUCCGUUUCGACCAGGAGUACGUACUCCAGUAAUGACGCGAGCACAAGCGGACAAAGCGCCUCCACGACCAGCUUUGAGGCAUUGGAGAAGAUAUGUAAAGAGUCGCAAUACACUGAGCAGAUGGUGAACAGGUUGGCGCCAUCUUGGGAAGAGGUCGUCGCAAAGAUUGAGAAGUUGCUAGAUUAUGACCACCAGGAAGCCAAGUUGUGUUCAGAUAUUGCGCGAAGGAUGAUAGAAUCAAUUCCAACGUACGGCACCGACCGUGCCGCCGUGAAGGCGACUGCAAAGCCUACAUUCUUAGCCACGGCUUGGCGAUCUAAACCUUCCAUCAAGAGCUUCAUCUACAGUGCCGGGUCCAACAGGACUCCACGCCCUCCAUCGCCACCGGCUCAGCCACAGGGAAUAAUGAAGAAGCCGUCUACUUUACCAAAAGUAACGAACCAGAAUGUCAAGAUUACCGCAAGACCCAUAGUCCGGCCGAUGACAUCGAGACCCCGAGGCAGCAUCAGUACCAUAUCCUCUGCAGGCAGGAGCAGCAUUAGUACCAUCUCUAACGGCCAUCGUGAAAGUAUUAGCACAACUAUAUCCGAGGUCUCAACUGGCAAACAAUCCAGCUCGAGUCGCUCCGUUAUAUCGUCUGCUUCGAACGCAUCUGGGAACUCAAACAAAUCAGACUCGCAUAUGUCCGUGGUCUCUGUGAGGUCUAACGCCUCAUCGGAUGAGGGUCGACUGUCCAAGAGUGUGCAGUACACGGCUGACACGAAACCACCUGUUGCGCCGAAAGCGCCCACGACUCAAUAUGUGCGUGCGUCGAUGCCAGCAAGGCAGAACACAACCGCAAGGCCCUGGGCUGCUCGGCCAACACGACCACCGCAUGUCCUGAAAUCGGUUAGCAAAAAUGCUUGGUAGCCGAAAGGAACUUGGAUUCUUACCACACAUUCAUAUUCCAUGGCUUCUUUCUUUCUCUUGAAGUAGGUGAAGUGUUCACCAUAAAAACAUGUAGAAUUCGUCUUCGCAUACCUCAAAGCUUAAUAUCAUCUGCAAAAUACUUUGUCCACCAAGAACACCGAACACAGUCAUGGUUUCAAAUUGUGCAUAGUUCGUUCCCACCUGUAAGAGAAUGAACUAGGUUAGAGCUAAUAAUGAAUGACCUUGUUAGUGAGGACUGGGAAUUAACGCUGAGAACUAACAAGGCCUGCUUUAGCACGUCUUGCGAGAAAGCGGUUAAAAAGUAGCCUUCCAACAUGCAAAGGUAUAUUUCUGAUGAAAUGGAGGCUGCUAUUUUGGUGCUGCAAUAACUGUCAUGUCUGUAACAUUGUCGGACCAUUUUCUUGUUUUGUAGGCUGUUGAUAUAUUGCAAAGGUUUGUUUAGAAUACGCUCUUUCUAUUAAACAAGUUAUGAUGUUUUCAUAUAGGAGCAUACAGUAAUGCUUUUUUGAUGACGUUAUCUUUUAUCAGGCAUAAUAGUUUGUAUGUACACAGUCGUCAUUUCUGUCAUUGUCUGCAUACGAUAUUUAUAAGGUUGAUUUACAAAACCGUACACGUCCACACGUCGGUAAUGCCGCAUCUGUGAGGUUGGUGUGAAGAAUGUAGACUAUAAACCAUGAUCGAUGGAGGCCGGUGUCGGUGUACAGGAGGCCCAUGUAGACAUGUAAAAAGUGGCAUAUUUGUGAUUUUGAGUCUGUAUACGAUAAUGGCUUAUGAGGUUUUUCAGGGUUUCUAGUAGAUGUGUGAGAUUUUUAAAACGCUCAAAAACCUUUGUUUUUAAAGAGUAUAUGCGAUAAACCGUUGGAAUAUUGGGGAGGGGCGGACGGGCAUGAGGAGACCGAACUGGAGGAACCAAACGGGGCCGAAGUAAGGGAUAAACUUUGUGAGCAAAAUGGGCCAACAGGGGUUAAGCGAGGGAUUAACUUGAUAAGCCAAACUGGGCAAUAACCUAGGGAUAGAGAAAAAGUGAUGGAUUAUGUCCAAUGACACUGUCUUGUACUUGUUUUUGAAAAGCUUAAAGGUGACCUGAAACGCUUUUAUUAAAAUUUAAACUUGGGGUUUAAAGUAAAGGGCAUAACAUAAGAAAAACAAGUGUGAAAACUUUUGACCACUGUGUUUUUUAUCUUAUGCCCUAUUAUUUUUCCCUAAAUUGCAAAGGGUUGUAGGUGACCUUUAAUACUUUGAUACCGGUUGAAUACGUGAUACCAAAAAGGGAAUAAACAAUAUUCUCAGUGAUACAUAGAUAACAUGUUCAUGGUCGUUUUAGGCUAUUUGUAUAAUUUUGAAUUGUCAUGUUGUAAGGUUUUGUGGUGCUACAGUUUUAUGUACAGUUUAUAGACAGUUCGUUAUAACAUAAUAAACGCAAAAAUCCCGAAGGGCCCUUCCACGCCGGGUCUUUUGGACUGUUUGUUGUCUGACGAAGCGCACUGCGCGUUGAUGUUCACUCUUUAAGGCGCAGUAAAAUGGUGUGAAUGAUGCACUGAUUAUGUACAUGUAUAUUAUAGUAUAUCAUCUAUACUAGAAACAAGCAUAGUGAAAUUGGAAAAAAAGAUAAAUGUAUAUAUUUUAA